CCGGUGCAUCGCAGACAGAAGAGUAUCUGAAUGGAAAAUUGUUCCCAGCCAUCAAUUUAAUUGGUGUUGAAGCCUUCCUUUGUUAAAACACGCUAUUUCCUUUUCGUUCUUUGUUUGAUUAUUUGAUUCUUCGUGACUUGUUUCCUCCAGAUUUUUCAGGUAUGUUCUCUUUCGUCGCUUGGAUGUUUAAUAUGGUUUUCUUCUUUGUAUAUAUUCUCCAUGAUUUAUAUUCUGGAAAUUCCCUUUCUGUACUUGGUGUUCUUCGAUGUGUUCUUCAACGUGUUCUUCAAUAUAUUUUUUGUUUGAUCCUUAUUCUGUGUUUAUGUUUGUGAUUUCCUGUUCUAGGAUGCCUCUUAGUCGAGUGGAAGAUGCAUGCGCUGCUAUGGCUUUUACCCGAUCAAAGUUUCGUAGGGAUGAAGUCUUAGAUAUCUAUUUUAAGUAUAGCUUUCCUUUCGAUUAUAGGGUAAUAUUACCUGGUGCCGAUAUGGCUGCUUCCGAUUCUCCAGGAUCUUCUUGUAGAGCGGUUCUCUUCGAAGAGCAAUUUGCUGCUGGUCUUAGGUUUCCUUUAGAUUCAUUUUUAGUAGAAGUGUGUAGGGAUUUAAAGGUUGCUCUGGGACAACUUUAUCCUGGUACGAUUAAAGUAGUGCUCGCCUUUUCGGAGGCGUGUAGGCUCCGGGGUUAUGCCCCUUCUCUCAAAGUGUUGUAUCAUUUUGUAGAUUUUAGGAAGUGUGAUGGUUGCUUCGUUUUCGCCCUUGGCAGAGAAGGGCGAUCUCGUAUUUAUCUUCCUUGCCUAACCAGUCGCUGGCGAAGGCGUUUCUUUAUUGUUUAUCAUAAAUUUGCUUUUCUUCAUUUUUCGGAUGGUUUUUCUUCUCACCAAGUUCGGAGCUGUCCGUCUCCUUUAAGUUUAUCCGAGUCAAAGCUUGCUUUCGACAUAUCUUCCUGUGGUGUUGUAUCGCGUCCCAUUCUAGAUGUCUUGGUCAAUAGUCAUCUUCGGCGUCGAUGGUUUCCUUUGGAGGAUCCUCCUCGAGGCUUGGCGGAUCUUUGCUACUCUUUUGUUCAAGAUUUGGAUGUUCCGAUGGGUGGUCCUGAUGUUCCUAUCGCCAAUAUUAUUCCUGGCGACAUUGACGUGGAUGUGGCUCCUGUUGAUAUUCCCGUAGCUCCCGUUGAGAUAACGUUCCCUGCGGGUGGCGAGGUUAUUGUUGUAGAUGAUGAUGAUGACUUGGCUGAUCCGGUAGGUGACGAGGCGGUUCCGUCGCUACUUCCCCCUCUAGCAUCAUCUACCGUCUCAGGGGGAGUUGGGGGUGUGGCUUCAGAGGGGCCGGUUGUUGCUGAUUCGGGAGGGAUUUCUCUAGGUCGAGACCCGGAUUCUCCGUCUAGGAAAAGACGUCGAGUUGGCGAUGGUUCUCCAUCGAGGGAGAGUUUUCCUGGAAACUCUUCUUCUGCUCCAGAUUUCCGAUCUGGCUUGUUUUCAUGGUUUCUCUGCUCUUCAAUCUGUUCUGGUGUUGAACGACCGCGGACAGUGUGCCGAGGAGGAGGUCGAACGUCUGUCUUCUCUUUUGGCGACUUCCGAGUCUGAAAGGGCGAAAUUGAAGGUCUCUUUGGAAGAGCAUGAUUCCCUUCUGGCGCAGCUCAAGGCGCAGGAUGCGAUUAAUGAUCGCCAAGUGAAAGUGAUCGAGAAGAAAACCGAUGACUUGACUCAAGAGAUUGAGGAGCUUAUUCGAAUCAAUUCCCUUGUUGGUGGGGAGAGGGACAGUCUAAGAUCGGAGGUUGAAGGUCUCCACAUCCGUCUGCUAGAUACGAAAGCUUUUUACUCUGCUUUGAUAAGCGAGUAUCGUCUUGCGAUUGGGAGGAAGCUUCUAGAGCAGAAUCCUAAUAUUGAUCUUUCUGGGGUUAACGGGUUGGAUCUGAUAGGAAUAUUUUACUCCUAUAUUUAAGGUCUAUUUUACUCGGUUUUUCAUCAUGCGUAGUAUUAUUUUUAUACAUUAUUUGGCGUUUUUAUGUUUAAUAGUGUUUGUUAGUGUUUCAGUGGAAAUUAGGUGAAAAACGACUAUUUGGGGCAAAUUUAUGGUGGAUUGCGGGUACGAGUAAAGCGUAGCUUGCGGACGAAGAAAUUGAAGUUUCACGAACGAGAUUGAGCAAAAAUAGGUUGUUCCCGUUCGAAACAAAGGUUUCUCGAACGGGAACCAUGCAGAAUGAGCAUGAGUCUCGAACGAGAAGGACUUGUCUCGUUCGGGACUCAAGAAAGAAUCAACAUCUCAAAGCUCUCGGUUUACGUUUUUUCGAACGUGAAUAAGGCUCCCGUUCGGGAACCAUGUUAAAAUUGGGCAUGUCACGAACGGAACUAUGGUUUCCCGAACGGGAAAGAAGGAAAUUACGCGUGCAGCAGACUUUGAAUUGGACUGAAAUUCUUCCUCAAAUCACAAUUACAACUCCUAUUACAAAUUGAUUUGUAAUACGAAUUAGAAGACUCCGGAACUUCUCCUACUAUAUAAAGACCUUGUACUAGACUCAAUUUAUGUAUGUAGAAUAAUUUAGAAUACAUAAGUUUUAAUUAUUUUCUCUUA
Messenger RNA from Mercurialis annua (annual mercury), 2564 nucleotides. RefSeq lists its product as uncharacterized. The coding region runs from base 266 to 1576 and encodes 436 amino acids. The record is from RefSeq and is a predicted model, not a curated record. Lineage: Eukaryota; Viridiplantae; Streptophyta; Magnoliopsida; Malpighiales; Euphorbiaceae. The transcript has 4 exons.